CAUUCACAUAUACAGAAUUCCAUUCACAUUUUCAAGGUUUUUUUUAUCUACUCCUAAUGAAGGGAAUCAUUUCUGAAUGACAGAGAUUUCGGCUUAUUUCUGAAUACAAGAACAGAAAUGAUCUAUACUAUGUAUAUUUGUUGUUGCUAGGGUAGCAGGAGGAAAGAAAAAAAUGAAUGCAGUGUGGAUGCUGUAGCAGGUUUGCAGUGUGAUGAAAAGCUAUUCUGCAGAUCACUAGAAAUCCGCUUUUACAAUGAAUAGGAUAUUUCCAUUCAUCACUACUGGGAUCAGAGGAAGUGACUUGCAGCGUUCACUGAGCCUUUUGUUGAAAAGGGUCCUUCUCAUUUGUGUGAGUCAUGCUUUUGCUGUGAGAGGCUUGGCAGCUCUGAGCAGGACUGGGAUCUGUCUCUUGUACAAAAAACUAUCACUUCACCCACCUUGACCAUGGAACCUUAAGCAAAAUUCCUUUGAAAUUUUUUCUUAAAAAAAAAAUCCUCUUCCCUCCCAGCCAAUUUUUUACUCUCCAUCGUUGAUAUUCUGAACCACCUGCUAUGUUAGCACAGAAGUUCCCUGGUUUGCCAGAACAUAUGCGAGGCUCGAGAUAGAAGGGCAUGCUUCAACGUACCAAGUAUAACCGCUUCAGGAAUGAUUCCAUGACAUCGGUUGAUGAUCUUAUCCAUAAUUUGUCCAUGAACAGCAAAGUCUCAUCAAUUGCUACAACACCAUCACCGUACUUGGUCUCGCCUGAGGUUCUCCAGAAGGACCAAGAUGGACCCACCACCCUUUGCACUCUUAUGCACAAAGUGUCCCACUUGAAACUCUCCCACACAGGCAGCCUUUUGGGCAUCAAGAACCUCUCCUCUGCAGUGAAGGAGCUUGCUGUCUCCAAGUUGCAGGGUAGCUCGGCAGCGGAGGCUUCAGACAACACAUGUAAUCUUGUCUCUGCCACUUCAUCUUCUCAGCAGGACAAGAGCAAGAUGAAUACAGGGAAAAAAACAUGGUCAGAGGAAAUGCACCUGGGAGGUGAAGACUGGAAUCAAGGUAGCAAUGUUGCCAACAAAGUCUCCCAAGGGUGGCUGCAUUCAAAUGAGAAGAUCCUGGGACCUGGAGUGACAUACAUUGUGAAGUACUUGGGAUGUAUAGAGGUCUUACGUUCCAUGAGGUCCCUUGACUUCAACACUAGAACACAGAUUACAAGGGAAGCAAUCAGCCUUGUUUGUGAAGCUGUGCCAGGAGCCAAAGGAACCUUUAAAAAAAGAAAGCCACCAAGUAAAGCUCUCUCUAGUAUCUUGGGGAAGAGCAACCUUCAGUUUGCAGGAAUGAGCAUUACUCUGAAUAUAUCUACCACCAGCUUAAACCUGAUGACACCUGAUUCCAAACAGAUUAUAGCAAACCAUCAUAUGCAGUCUAUUUCUUUUGCAUCUGGCGUAGAUGUGGAUACAACAGACUAUGUUGCCUAUGUAGCUAAGGAUCCUGUGAAUCGUAGAGCUUGUCAUAUCCUCGAAUGCUCUGAUGGCCUGGCCCAGGAUAUUAUCAGUACCAUAGGACAGGCAUUUGAACUUCGUUUUAAGCAAUAUUUGCAGUGCCCCUCAAAGAUUCCUGCUCUUCAUGAUAGAAUGCAAAGUUUGGAUGAACUUUGGAUGGAAGAAGAUGGUGAGGCAGCAGCAGAGCAUCCCUAUUACAACAACAUUCCAAACAAAAUACCUCCCACUGGGGGCCUAGUGGGUGCAAGGCUCAAAGCCAAGUUCCCUUCUGUUUCAGAUCCUACUCAGUCUGCAUCAGCAAUGGGAAGGGAGCAAACUUACUACCAGAGCCAGCACAUAAGAGACUUAUUUGGUGAAGACCGGCAACAGGGACCCAGCAGGCAAGGGUCUUUGGACAUUUACAGCCUGCCGGAAGGAAAAUCUAAUGUAACCACACCAAGAGAAGUAGCAACCUACGUGAAUACACAACAUAUAAAUAUGGGCACUCUUCAGACUCUUCAGGCAGAUGCUGAAAAUCUGUUUAGUGGAACGAUAGAAAGUACCAAAGACAGCAGCCCAGGAAAAGAUCUUUUUGAUAUGAGCCCUUUUGAAGAUGCUCUCAAGAACCAAACCCCUGUGCCCAUUCUGAACAAGGCUACCUCAGUCGAACGUGCCAGCCCUUUCCCCUCUAGAGCAGCUGGUGUAGUCGCAGCAGCAGCAGCAGCAGCAGCAGAACUGAGCACAGAACCCUGGUAUCAAGGGGAGAUGAGCAGAAAAGAAGCAGAACAGCUCUUAAAGAAAUGUGGAGACUUCCUGGUCAGGAAAAGUACCUCCAAUCCAGGCUCCUAUGUGCUGACUGGGUUACAUAAUGGACAAGCCAAACAUUUGCUCUUAGUGGAUCCUGAAGGAACUGUGCGUACAAAGGAUCGCGUAUUUGACAGCAUAAGCCAACUUAUUAACCACCACCUGGAAAACAAUUUGCCAAUUGUCUCUUCUGGGAGUGAACUCUGCCUCCAUCAGCCAGCAGAGAAAAAUCAGUGACUCCCCCCACCCUCACCAUGAGAUGUGCAGCUAUUGUCUCUCACAACCAGGAAGAACUGCAUACCUGUGUCCGUAGGGGAAAAAAUCUCCUGUUCAUGUUUUCUCUAGGUUAAAGAAACACUAUUCCACAUGGUACCAAGAGGAAUAAAAUUCUUACAGCUUUCCAGGGUCAGUAAAGCCUUGUUAAAAAAUAAAAAGCAGGGGGAUUUUUUUUCUUAAAAAUUAUGUAAUCAAAGUGUUCCUGAUUCCUUCAUAUGAAUAUUGACUGUGUAAAUACACACACAUUCUAUACAGAUAUGGCAGACAUUUAUAUUUUUGAAGUCAGUGUGCUGAAGAUAUAAAGCAAAAACAAAAAUGUUCUGUUCCAUGCAUUUUUAACUGAAGAAAAGAUGUCAAUUGUGGGUGAUUAUCCAGAUUAAAAGAUAAAUACCACAGGUCUUGUUUCCCUGAGAAAAUUGAUACUGGAAGUCUCACAAGUAGUUUUUUUGAUAAAAUAAGCACAAAAAUAGAAAGAAAACAGACAAACUACGAUUAAAUAAUGAAUGAGGAAAAAUAACCUUAUGAGCUCAUAUUUCAACAGGAAAAGUUAGUUUGAAGCAACUUUUGCAAACUUUAUUCAUUAUCUCUUAAGUACAAAAGCAUUUUUUCUCUUUCUGAUGUCCCAUUUAAAUUCUUAUAUAAAUGCUACUCCAAAUUGUUUGUAACUUGUUUUGACUUUGACUUGAUGUGAUCUUUCUGUGUAUGAGGUGUAUGCAUUGAUUUUUCUAAUAUCUCUU
This is a messenger RNA of Rhineura floridana, 3280 nucleotides long. It is a transcript of the gene SHC3, whose product is annotated as SHC adaptor protein 3. Gene Ontology annotation, biological process: cell surface receptor protein tyrosine kinase signaling pathway; intracellular signal transduction. The record is from RefSeq and is a predicted model, not a curated record. The transcript is spliced from 13 exons. The coding region runs from base 612 to 2504 and encodes 630 amino acids. Gene Ontology annotation, cellular component: plasma membrane. Gene Ontology annotation, molecular function: receptor tyrosine kinase binding. NCBI's taxonomy places the organism in Eukaryota, Metazoa, Chordata, Lepidosauria, Squamata, Rhineuridae.